AGCGCCACUUUCGAGUGGAUGUCCUCAUCAUCAACAGAAACAGACCACAGAAGUUGUCAAACCGUGGUGAAAGAAAACCGAGAGAACAGUGCCACGACGAUAGAGCUUUCAGCUAUAUGUGGAAGGUUAAAGAUGGUUCAAGACAGUGCUCACAUUCGGCAGCGGGGUGCCCAGGACUUCAUGGCAUACUAUGACUUUGCCUGUGCCAGACAGGAAUCAGUCCCUCUCCCUGCUGUUAAGAUGAACCUUGACAAAGGGAUGCUGGACUUCAAUGGAGACAGGGUCAAACUCACAGACUGGCCACCCAUUCUCAACUCUAUCUGCAUCAACAAACACCUGCACCACAUUGCAAUAAGUAGCACAUACCAAGCUGUUCGGGGUUCUGGAGACGCAGAUAGAAGGUACUAUAAGUCUAGCUUCAGGAAGAAGAUCCCAGCCAUUCGCUCUAAGGACAUGACAUUUAAGUUGUGCAAGGCCCUCAGAGAGUGUCUGACUGUCUCUCCUAACCUCAAGACUCUGCAGCUUAAUGGACUUCCACUGAGAGAGAGGGACCUCACCACCUUGACAAAGGGUUUGGCAAAAAGUGUUUCCUUGGAAAACCUAUCUCUGUCUAACUGUCCAAUCACUGAUGAUGGCUUAGAGGUCAUUUGCCAGAGUGUUAAGUAUUCAACCAGCAUCAGGACAGUAGAUUUUACAGGCUGCAAUCUCACCUGGAGAGGAGCAGAGCAUAUGGCCAACAUCAUCAAGCAUCAGGGAAUGCAGAGGCACGGUACCGCAUGGGCAGAGUCUCUGAGGUAUCGACAGCCACAGUUUGAGGGAAUGGGAGGUCUCCGCCGUAUCACCCUUAACUGUAACACUUUAAUUGGGGACCGAGGUGCUGCUGCUCUUGCACAUGAACUGGUAGAGGACCUCUGGGUUAAAGCUGUGGACCUGCAGAGGUGUGGUCUGUCCAGUGAAGGAGCUCGUCGCUUGCUGGAGGCCUUGAAAACCAAUUCUACUCUUUGUGUACUGGAUAUUCGUAGUAACCCUUUAGUUGACAAGGUCCUAAUUAAAACUAUAAUAGAGAAAGUGCUGAUGAAUGCUGAUGGACAGUCACCAGAGUACUGCUGGAUCAAGCCUGUGUCCACAGAGCCUCACAGAGCAUCUGGUCCAAUGAGGCGAGCUCUACCCAGUGCAGUCAGAGGAAAGGCUACAUUCAGGAUAGCCCCUCGUAAAGGAUCAUCUCCUGGAGCGCGAAGUGUAGCCGUCGCUCAGACACAGAAGCCCUAUUCCUGCUCCCGUUAUGUGCCUUGGCGUGCUGCAGCGCGAGCUGGACGCCAGAGAGGUAUGCCUCCUGGAGUCAGUGUGAUGGAUCAAAGCUUUCAGGGUGCAGCUACUGUGAAGGUUACUGUGGAGUCGGAUUCAGAGGGAGAGGAGGGUGAGGAGGAGGAAGAAGUGGUGGUGGAAGUUGAGCAGAGACCAUCUUCUCUUAGUUUCCAGGACAGGAUUACUAGACGGCAGUUGCAGCAUCUGCAGAUGGAGCUAAAAGAGUGUCGUCUGAGGCUGGCAGAGGAGCGCAGAGCCAGGCUGAAAGCUGAGUCAAGGCUUGUGGAGUAUGAGCUGGAGAAUGCCCGUCUUCGGAACACCAACCUCUCCCUGUCAGAGGCCCUUGCAGCCACUGGCUCUGCAUCAGCACCACCUGCUAUCAGUGCUCUUGAAGAUGAGGCAGUCCUCGAGAGUAUUGAGAGCUCGUUUAGCAAGUUCCAUGCUUUUCUGGAUCUCCUCAAGGAUGCUGGCCUCGGUCAGCUAGCUUCAGUGGCUGGAAUUGACAAGUCAGAUUUCCAGCCUCUGGGAAGACCUCAGCUCUCCUCUACAAUAGGACCACGUUUGAGUGCUUCGGCAUUACUGACUAAAGGGGAGUAUCGGGAUAUUCAGGCAAAGACUGAUGCUUCGUCAUUGGUAGGCAGUGUCCUGCCUGCUCCCUCUGGUAGACUGGCUGACACCACUACUGCCAGAUCUCUGUCCUCUGUCAGUAAGUCUUUGCAUGAAGGCAGGCUGCUAGAUGUGACCUUCAGUCAGGCCUCUGGACCUGCAGUAGACCCUGGUGCAGGUGGAGAAGGAGAACCAGAUAAAUAUUCAAAGCCUUUUACCCAGCAAGACUCAGGUUCUGAGCACAGUUUCCAUAGCCAAAAAUCCUCUGAUAAGGUUUACUUUGGUGAAACUUUUCAGACUCAACCAAGCCACCCCAAGAGCAACAGUAACUCUUACAGAAGCAACGGGUCCCGCGGUGGAUUGUCCGGAAGAUCAAGUGUUAGUGAAAUUAUAAGUGGCAAGGCAGAUUCUGUUGGAUCAGUAGGGUCAAGGAACAGGGGAAAGGGAAUGCUAGCGACAGGUCAGUCAGAGUCAGAGGGGUCAGACUAUCCUGGGAGGGAGCGGAUCAGGUCUGUUGGCGGUCCUGGAGGGCAGUCAGAUAAUGAAUCCUUCUGACCAGCUGACCAGAGAAAUAUGACAGUCUGACCCCUGUGUGUUCACAGUGCCAAGGGCUUAAUGUUGCUUCUUAACAUUGUUCACUUUAAGAAUGUCUCUAAUGUAGAUUUCAUACAUUUUUAAGUCUAGAUAUGAGACGAGGAUUCUAACAUCUUCAGUCUCAGUUGUUUCAUUUUAGUUAGAAAUGAGAAGUUGAUUAAACUUCUUUUUGCAUUGAAGUCAAAGCACAGGUAGAGUGGAAGUUCCUAUGAACUGAUUGAGACAAAUUAGUAAAAAAUGCAAUGUAUAUUUUUGUAUUUACAUUUUACCUUUUUUUUUUCUUUAAAGCAUCAAGUUUUUGGCAAACACAUGUUGCACUUGGGGUCUUGUACAGUGCAAUGGUUUCAUUCAGUAAAGUGUGGCAGAUAUUUGCAUGUUCAACUAACCCCACCACAGUCAAGCCUAAAUUUACAUCCACAGAUCAAGUUCCUCCGACAGUGAUCAUGUUUCAUGUGUGAAUGCAUCAAACCUCAAUCUUUUAUGAUGUAGAAUUCUAUGUUGUUGAUACUCAGCACUGUUCUAAAACUUCUGUUUUUACUUUUUUAAUAAACAUGUUAGCAGUU
Chelmon rostratus (copperband butterflyfish) is the source of this 3068-nucleotide messenger RNA. RefSeq names its product centrosomal protein 78 (gene cep78). Gene Ontology annotation, cellular component: centrosome. Bases 19 to 2466 code for a protein of 815 amino acids. The transcript is spliced from 16 exons. The record is from RefSeq and is a predicted model, not a curated record. Gene Ontology annotation, molecular function: protein binding. Lineage: Eukaryota; Metazoa; Chordata; Actinopteri; Chaetodontiformes; Chaetodontidae.